This is a messenger RNA of Physcomitrium patens, 1931 nucleotides long. Lineage: Eukaryota; Viridiplantae; Streptophyta; Bryopsida; Funariales; Funariaceae. The record is from RefSeq and is a predicted model, not a curated record.
CUCUUUCCUUCUCUCUCGCUAUUAUGCAUGCUGUUAGAUUCUGGGUUCCUCUGUGAGCAAUCGUGUCCUGGGAUGGGAGGAUUGGUGAUCUAAACCCGAGGUAUUGGUGGGUUUGUUAGCGCUGUGCGUAAAUUGAGGCCUGUUGUGGGUUUAUCAAGUGAAUGUACACCGAUCAAGUGGGCAGCUUGGGUUUUGGUGGCGAGCGUGUAGGAAUGCAGCUCCGGAAGUGGCCAUCAUGGGUAUUCUCUUGAUGAGCAUUGUUUUGACUGAUGGUUUCUCUGAUGCAGAUGAGAAAUGGAAGCCUCGAGAUAUAUCCAGGCAUGAAGUUGUACUGGGUAAUCUACCAUGUGAGGAUAAAGGGGAGGUGCUAAGUUGAAAUCAUAUGUUGCUCCUGAUGAAUAGACGAGAGGAAUUAUGGACGCUGCCAAGGACUACGUAGCCGGCCUGACGGCCGGUGUAGCUACGGUGCUUGUGGGACACCCCUUCGAUACCGUCAAGGUAAAGCUACAAACACAGAAUACAGAUGCACACAACCAGAAGUAUCGAAAUGCUAUUCAGUGCACCUCUCAUAUUCUGAAAAUGGAAGGGCCCAAAGGGCUCUACAAAGGAGCUACAUCAUCGUUCGUCGGCGUUUCAAUCGAGAGUGCCGUUCUGUUUGGAGCUUAUUCACAAAUAAAAGCUACCCUGCAGGGCGACGAACCGCUGAAUGGGAAGCCGCCAUUGCACGUCGUUGUUCCUGCAGCAGGUCUUGCAGGCGCGGGUGUUGGUUUCAUUCUCUGUCCAACUGAACUUGUCAAGUGUCGACUUCAAGUCCAAGCGAAAGAUGUAAUAUGUGUACCUGGGCGAACCCAUUACACUGGACCUCUCGAUUGUGUUCGCAAAAUCCUUAAAAAUGAAGGAAUUCGUGGACUCUUCCGGGGAGGAACAGCCACAGUUAUGCGGGAGACAUUUGGCAACAUGCUGUUUUUUACCACUUACGAGACGACACGUUACCACAUGUUUACAACCCUUGGCCUUGAUCCAAACCGUGUCAAACCCAUCUCUCAAACACAUGAGGCUGCUCCUACCCAAUCUAUGGUGGUCAACACACUAUUAGAGACAGGAGUCGGCAUCAUCACUGGUGGAUUGGCAGGUGUUGCGUUCUGGUCGGGGGUCUUGCCAUUGGAUGUCGCGAAGACGAGAAUUCAAACGUCUAGGAAUUUGAGCAUUAGUCGGAGCCCUUUCUACCACUUUCAACUUAUUUACAAGCAGGCUGGCAUGCGAGGUCUAUAUGCGGGAGUAGGUCCUACUUUGUCUCGGGCUUUUCCAGCCAACGCAGCGGCUAUCGUUGCCUGGGAGUUGACUGCUCGUGUUCUUCACGCAUGAUGAUUGAUCCUUAUGUUGUCGUCGUCUUUGUUGAUGAUAUGAGCUCAUUUUUCUCACACCUUUCUGAAUGGUGUUGAUCCGGAAGUACAUAGUCGUAGUUUGCCACAAUUUAAUCAAUGCGCUUUGCAUGAGGAAUGCAUACAUCGUGGUCUUUGUAGCUGCGAAAGCGAAAACUGUACCCAAAGUCCCAGCGGAUUUGAAUGAUGAGUGCCCAUUCCAUUACCCACCUCUAGCUGAUUCCUGGGAUUUGCAGUGAUUAUGUGGGAACACGGUCGAAGAAAGAGAGAGAGACUAGCGCUAGACUCUAGCAUUGAUAAGUUGGGUUGAUUGCAGAGAUGCAGGAAACGCAUUGUGAAUGAUUGGACCCCUCCAAAUGCCUUUCAUGUCCUUGUGCUUCUGCAAGUUUAGGUGCCUUUGGAAAGAAUGCUUUCUUUAUUUCUAUGAAGACCAGAUAUUUCUCAAAAGUGAGAAAUUUACAACGAGAAUGGGAGUAACGUAGUUUCAUCUGUUCCAAAAACAGUUCUAAAUCUGUACACUUUCUAACAAAUCCCUUUUUUUCUUUUGUU